AUGCAUAAUAAUGUCAAUGGGUCUUCCGUCGACGUCGAACAAGAACUAGCAUUGAAUGCUAUAAGGCAAGUUUUAAAAUCAAAGACUUCAUAUGAUGUUUUACCAGUUUCAUUUAGAUUGAUUGUUUUAGAUACUUCUUUACUGGUUAAGAAAGCUUUGAAUGUUCUAUUACAGAAUAGUAUUGUUAGUGCUCCAUUGUGGGAUGCUACAACAUCUAGGUUUGCUGGUUUAUUGACUUCUGACGAUUUUAUCAAUGUCAUCCAAUAUUGUUUUUCCAACCCAGAUAAAUUCGAUUUAGUUGAGAAAUUACAAUUGAAUAGAUUGAGAGAUAUCGAGAGGGCCAUAGGUGCAAAACCUUUGGAAACUACAUCGAUUCAUCCAUCAAGCUCUUUAUAUGAGGCAUGUACAGUCAUGCUGCGCUCGAAAUCAAGAAGAGUCCCAUUGAUUGAUAAAGAUGAAGAGACUCAUAGAGAAAUUGUCGUUUCUGUUCUUACACAAUAUAGAUUAUUAAAGUUUAUUGCAUUAAACUGUCGAGAAACUCAUUUUUUGAAAAAACCAAUUUCUGAGUUAAACAUUAUAUCCAACUCUACAGUAAGAAGUUGCAGCAUGACCACUCCAGUGAUUGAUGUCAUUCAAUUAUUAUCAGAAGGAAAUAUAUCAUCCGUUCCGAUCGUUAACGAAAAUGGUGUUUUAGUCAACGUCUAUGAGGCUGUCGAUGUGCUUGGUUUGAUUAAAGGUGGUAUAUACAACGAUCUCUCAUUGAGUGUCGGAGAAGCACUAAUGAGAAGAUCUGAUGAUUUUGAAGGUGUCUAUACAUGUACUGAAAAUGAAAAAUUGUCUACUUUACUAGAUACAAUCAGAAAAUCAAGUGUCCACAGAUUCUUUGUUGUAAAUGAAUCCGGUCAGUUAGUCGGAGUCUUAUCAUUAGGUGACCUUUUAAGAUAUAUACUAGUUGGUUCUAAAAAAGAAUAA
Tetrapisispora phaffii CBS 4417 is the source of this 972-nucleotide messenger RNA. It is a transcript of the gene SNF4, whose product is annotated as AMP-activated serine/threonine-protein kinase regulatory subunit SNF4. The transcript has a single exon. The coding region runs from base 1 to 972 and encodes 323 amino acids. The record is from RefSeq and is a predicted model, not a curated record. NCBI's taxonomy places the organism in Eukaryota, Fungi, Ascomycota, Saccharomycetes, Saccharomycetales, Saccharomycetaceae.